GGUAAGAUGGAUUCAGAACUGGAUGACCCAACCUUAGAAAGGCAUUUUAAAGGACACAAAGAUGCGGUAACAUCCGUGGAUUUCCACCCUAAUGCCAAACAAUUAGUAUUUGUUUUCAUCACACAUUCAAAUGAUUCGUAUUGUAUGGUUGGAUGAUGGCUCCAUUUUAGGCCGAUUUCAAAAAAUGGCGACACCAAGUUUUUCUAGUGGAAAACUAACCCAGCCUUGGGCUUCAGGUGGAAUGGAUAGCAUUCUCAUGUUAUGGAGCUUUAGACCGCCAAUGAGAGCCUAUAAAUUCGAUGAUCAUAAGGAUGCGAUAUUUAGCAUAGCUUUUUCGCCUACUGGUCAUCUCUUAGCAUCUGGUUCGAGGGAUAAAACUGUCAGAUUAUGGGUCCCAUCUAUAAAAGGUGAAUCGACAGUAUUUAAAGCUCACAUGGCAACUGUUCGGAGUGUUGAUUUUUCGAACGAUGGCUUAUUAUUGUUGACCUCUUCAGACGACAAGACUGUUAAACUAUGGUCUGUACAAAGACAGAGAUACCAGUACAGUUUUUCUCAGCACACGAAUUGGGUACGAUGUGCCAAAUUUUCGCCGGAUAGUCAAUUGAUAGUUACGGCAAGCGAUGAUAAAACUAUUAAAUUAUGGGACCGUAUAACAAAAGAUUGCAUUCACACAUAUUUUGAACAUCACGGAUUCGCUAAUUAUGUGGAAUUUCACCCAGGGGGAACUAGUUUUGCCGCGGCAUGCACAGACAGAACGAUUAAAAUAUGGGAUGUUAGGAAUCAUAAAAUGUUGCAGCAUUAUCAGGCACAUGAUGCAUCAGUUAAUUCGCUAUCUUUCCAUCCAUCGGGAAAUUAUAUCAUUAGUGCUUCAAGUGAUUCUACGCUGAAAAUUUUAGAUCUUAUGGAAGGCCGUUUAUAUUAUACUUUGCAUGGUCAUCAGGGUUCCGUGUUAACAGUAAAAUUUUCGAAAACUGGAGAGUAUUUUGCAUCAGGUGGAGCCGAUGAACAAGUUUUGAUCUGGAAAACAAAUUUCGAUGAUGCAGAUUAUGGCGCUGCCUAUCCCAGAGGUAAAGUUGUAACUCAUAUACCACCGUCAUUAUCAAUAGAAGGCAUAACCCCUAAGACUACAAACUUAAUGACGCCAGCAGCUAUGUCAUCCACUACUUCUAUUGAAAAAGGCACAAAUUUGAACCCAAUCCACGGUGGUAGCAUAAGGAAGGCCAAAAAUUCGAUGAAGGUUAUGGUCGAAACCGAAGAAUCAAUGGCAAAUAAAUCGGAUGUGAAUGAUUUGAGAUCUUCCAUGGAUCACGUGAUUAAGCAAUUAGAAGAAUUGACCCAGACAGUUUCCAUAAUUGAAGAAAGGACAACUAUGACUGAAAAUAAAGUAACAGAUAUGAUACAAAAUCAACGAAGCGAUGAUAAAUAAGAAUUCCAUUAAAAUUUGUUCUAUAUUAUAUUUUAAUUGACAAAUUAAUAUAUAUCGCCCGCAACGUUUUCUCGCAUUUAUAUUAGCCUUGAUUUCUGUAAAAAUCUUAAAUUCCCGGUUUAAUACCUGGUCAAGUUAUAAGCGGGUUACAACCAUAGUAUACUUAAAUAAUAUUUAAUGCAAAAAAAUAAUUUAUUUAAAAAAGUUCAAUGCAAAAUGUAAUGCAAAAUUUUAAUUAUGGUAUUAUAUAAAUUUGGUGUUGUUUGAUAAAACAUUUUGAC
Molecule: messenger RNA, 1707 nt
Organism: Gordionus sp. m RMFG-2023
Lineage: Eukaryota; Metazoa; Nematomorpha; Gordioida; Chordodea; Parachordodidae
Product: POC1 centriolar protein homolog A-like
Exons: 13
Coding region: 131-1426 (431 amino acids)
Biological process (GO): cilium assembly
Cellular component (GO): centriole; ciliary basal body
Molecular function (GO): protein binding
Source: RefSeq, a predicted model, not a curated record